AUGAAUUUGCGGUACGAGGAUCAACAGAGGCGUCAGCAACUGUUGACCAUCGUGGACCGAGGUAAUGCUGAGCAAUUAUUUAGCUUUUUACAGCAAUUUCAUCGAAAACCAUUUCGAAGUUUGGCAGAAGUUAUAGCAUUUGAUGCAGUUAUUGAUGAUCAAAUUGAUUUUAUUGAUUGUACAGGAACGAAAUAUAAUGUAACACCAUUAAUUAUUGCUUCAGGAAAAGGUUCAUAUGAAAAAACAAAAAUUCUUCUCGUACACGGAGCUAAUCCAAAUAAACAAUGUGCAACAGGUGAUACAGCUUUAAACUUAGCUGUUCAUCGUCAAAAAUAUCAUAUUGCUGAUUUAUUACUUAAAUAUCAUGCAAAUCCAAAUGUACCAAAUCAAUCAGGAAAAACAGCAUUACAUCGUGCGGCUGUAUCGUAUAUUGAUGAAAAUGCUAAUCAUAUACGAGCAUUACUUUAUGCUGGAGCUGAUCCAACAAUUGAAGAUCGAAAUCAACGAACGCCACUUGAUGAAGCUGUUGUUUCAAAUAAACCAGAAAUUGUCAACGCUUUACUUUCUCAUGAUCGAACUUUAACACAACGAGCUUAUCGAGCAGCAAUUAUUGCCGCUCGUCUUGGUUAUGAUAAAUGUUUGGAAGCAUUACUUGAUUAUGGUAUGGAUCCAAAUAUUACGGAUCGAACACGUACAACUCCAUUACAUAUUGCAAUUCGUUCAUUAAAAUUAUCGACAGCUCGUUUAUUAGUUUCUCAUGGUGCUGAUCAAAAUAUGACAAACAAUCGAGGUGAAACACCGCUAGGUAUCGCUGAAUAUCUACAAACUGAUCAAAAACAAUCAUUUAUUAAUGUACUUGCUAAUACACCAAGAGUAGGACCAUCGGAUUAUCGUCGAUAUACAACCAGUACUUCACAUGCAAAUGUUAUUCCAUAUGUUCAUCCAUUGCUUCGUAGUCAUCGUAAUUGGACAUUAGAUAGUGAAGAAUUUCGAAGUAAUACUGAUAUUAAUUCAUCUGUUCAAAAUCUUCUUGAUACUUCAAAUGGAACUUUUUGGUGUUGUACACAGAACAAAGAUGCUUGGGUAAUUUUUGAUUUAAAACAUCAAUUUAAUAUUAGUGGAAUGAGAAUUAUUGGAUGUGAAAAUCAAUCAACACCAAAAACUGGUCAUAUUGAUGUAUCAAAUGCUUUUAAUGGUCCUUGGCUAAAAGUCAAAGAUUUUACAUGUCCACUAUCUCAAGCAAAUAAGAAUGAUUUAUUUUUUGCACCAUUGAAAACUCGUUUUAUCCGUGUAUUUAUAUCGGAUAAUUAUGGCGGAAAUGAUAUCCGUAUACAAGGCAUUGGAUUCUAUGGAGUUGAUAUGCGUCUAGUAAAUGCAUUACGAGAAUAUGGACUUGAACGAAGUCUUCAAACAUUAUUAGCUAAUGGUAUUAAUGACCUUGAAACAUUGGAUGAAAAACGAGAUGAAAUUUUGAAUUCAUCAGAUAAAUAUUUGGAUGUUAAUGAUCAUUUUCAGUUCAUUCGAUUAACAGAUUCAUUGAGGGCACCUACAUUAACUUUUCUGGAAUGGUUUAAUCCACCUCAAUCGAUGGUUAUUGCAGGUGAAAAAUUGCAAACAUUUAGUGCUGCUAGUGAUGAAGGCUUAACAAAUCGUGUUCAAUUAGAAGAGAAACUCGAAAAUAAUACAAAUAUAAGAACAGUACUUUUAAGAGAUCUGGAACCAAUUCAAGGACGUUCAUUAGUUGAUUUUCCUGAUUAUAUGAUUAAAGAUCCUGGUAAAUACAAAGUACGAGUUGUAAGUGUUGAAUCACCUGAGAUACAAACUCCAUGGCAAGAUAUAAUUGUCGGUAAAAAUAAUCAUACAAAAGAUGAUAAUGAUAUAUUAAUUUAUGAUUAUCCACUGGGUGGUAAAGUUAAAUAUUUAACACCAAGAAAAUAUCGUGUAACACAACGUGCACAAUUACCUAAUGUUUUUCCAACAACUAAUAUUGAGGAUGAAAACGAAUUGAAUGCAGGUGAUUAUACUUUAACACCAUCAAAAUAUCGUAUGAACAAAAUCAAUCAAGAUAAUACAUAUAUUAAUGAACAAUCUAAACAAGAAUCUCAUGAAAAUAUUCGUCAAAAUAUCAAUGAACUAAUUGAGAAUAAUGAGUCAGUUGUUAUAGGUGAUUUUAUAUUAACUAAAAAACCAGUGGAAGAUAAGAGUAUCUAUAGUUAUAAACCUAAACAUACUCAUACGUCCUACAUAUACAAAGGUACUCUAGACGCGUCUGAAGUACAGGAACGUGCUAAAAAUAAUAUACAAGAAUAUAUUAAACAACGUAGUCGAUCAUCAUCACCAACUCGUGCUCAUGAGAGAAAUAUUGAUUUACAUACACCUCCAAUACCAUCUAAUAAUGAUUCAAAAUUUGAUUUUUCGUCAAAUAUGGUUCCAUCAACAACACAUUCACAUACUACUACGAUAGAUCAAAAGAAUAUAUAUUAUUUCGGUGAAAAAUCUGGAAGUUUUUCAACAAACGAAGACGAAGAUAUCUCGAAUGAAAGUCAAUUGUGUGUACUAUUUAAUCGUCCUGUACACGAUACACUAAUUAUCAAAAAUCCACCACGAUCAAUUUCUACUCAUUCGAUCAAUGAUAAUAAUAAGAAUUUUACUGUUCAAGAAGUGAUUGAUAUUGGAACAUCAACAGAUGAUUUUUUAUUAGAUGCAACAAACGAUGAUCAAACAAGAACUAUUAGUAAACAACUUUCGUUAGUUACAAAUCAAAGUUCUCGUACUGAAGCAGAAACAUAUAGAGUUAAUAAUACAAAUAUGGAACAUGAAAAUUAUGAAGAUUACUCUGUUAAUCCAUUAUCAAUAGUUAAACAUCCCGGAAGUCUUUCUUCGAGUUAUACAACAACAGAUCGUCCGUAUAUGAAUUUAAAGGAAUCGACUACAUACGAAAUCAAUGAUACAGAUAGAAAUCAAGGAAAUUAUUAUGUCAAUGAUGAUGGUAGUUCUCGAUCUAGUGCAAGACCUUCAGCAGGAAUUCAAAAUUUAUCGAGAAAUAAUCCACUUGCUAGAGAACCACCGUCUGAAUAUCAAGGAUAUGGUGGAAAUAAUUAUCAACCAGAUCCAACCUCAAAACCAACAACUUUACCUUCAAAAACAUCUGACAAUCAACAAGGCUUAUCUUCUAAUACAACAAUUCAUCGGCCAAUUUCAACAACACCGACUGAUUUAGAUGAUGAUGAAGUAGUAGGUAUUACGACUGUUUUUAAUAAUCGAUCUCAACGCUUUCCUCGAACACCAAGACCAUAUCGUCGUAAUUCAUUUGACGAUAGUAAAGAAGAAGACGAGAAUUCUGAUGCAAUGCAACGACGUGGUGAUAAUAAUACAUCAAAAACAAGUGUACAAAAAGCAAAACUUAUUGAUGAAAGUACUCAAUCGGAAGAAAAAUCUACACGAAGUAUUGGUAUAAUGCAUGAACCAGUUAAAACAAAAAAUUUUGGUAAUGAAGCUCAACCACAAUCAUCAGCAACACAAACAUCAUUUUCAUUAAAAGAAAAACCAUCAAAAGCACGAUUCACUUAUAUAGAACGAUCUGAACAACGAAAAACACCAAUCGAUGAACUUUAUACAGAUUCACAAAUGUCUCCUCGACUACGAUAUCCACUUAGAGAAGAUAUUGCCUAUCCUCGAUAUGAAAAAGUACCUUAUGAGUGCUCCACACGAAGAUCUCCACUUACAACGAACUAUCCAUAUGAUGAACAACAACCCUAUUAUCAUGCAGAAUACAAUGAUCAUGAGGAUCAUCAUCAUCAUCAUCAUUCUCCUUCACCAACUUCAUAUCGUCCCACGAGUACAACACUAUAUCGAUCUCGUACACCAUCACCUCAACGUCAGCCUUACAUUCCAACACAAUUACCUCAACGUCGACCUUAUACUCCCACACAAUUACCUCAACGUCGAACGCAUACUCCUUCACCUACACAUCAGUUACGAGGUCCUUCACCACAACGUCGACCACGAUCAAAUGUUCCACGACAUCGACCAGUGAUGCGUUCACAAGAAACAGAUACAAGUUUAGAUGCAAUGAAACAACGACAAAAUGCAGGUGUUCAAUAUGAACCUCGAUCAACGAAAGAAAUAGGAACUACACCUAGUUUACGAACAAAAACUCAAACAACGAAUUAUCAUUCAAAACCUCUUAAUACAUCGAUAUAUUCUCAACAAAACUAUCCUACAACAUCACCAUCAUCUAAACAUCAUGAUCUUUCACAAAAUAAUUUUCAUAUUCAAUCAAAAACAACAGAUAAUUAUAGAAAUUAUUAUCGAAAAGAAGAAGAAGAAGAAGAAUAUGAAGAAGAAGAGGACGAUGACGAAGAAGAAUCACCUUCAAUGCAUGAUAAAUCAACAAUGGCUGAACUUACUGUUAGUUUUGAUCAUUAUACACAAUGUGACUCACAACCUUUUAUGGCUGAUCGUUAUAUUCAAACAACACCAACAGAAGAUAAACAAGGAAAUAUGUAUGAAUAUGUAGAACAACCAGAUAUUCGACAAUUACCACGUCGUACUUCAACAUACAUUCCACAACCGGUUAUUAUUCAACCUGAUACAUUACCACGUAUACGUCGUGCACAACAUUCUCCAACACGUCCAAAACGUGAUGGACUUGAUUAUACUGGAGGUAUUCUUGAAGUUUCACUACAACAUGGUCAUGUACAACGAACAACACCUAUACCUGAAACACCCUUACUUAAUAUCGGUACGGAAAAUAUUAUUCUUCAUUCAUCUACAGAUGAAUAUACUAUUCCAUUUGAAAUACGUUAUCCACAUGAUUCUUUCCCAUCAAGAUCACGAAAUAGUCCAUAUAUUAUACCUGUUCAUGAAUCGCCACGAACUCGCAUAGUUAAUAGUAGCGCUGUACGUCAAUCACAAAAUAAUGGAAAUUUCUUUUUAACAACGGCACCAUCACGUCCAUUAAAUUCAUUAGUACAUAUUGAUAUAGCAACUGAUGAAUAUUAA
Adineta steineri is the source of this 5004-nucleotide messenger RNA. NCBI's taxonomy places the organism in Eukaryota, Metazoa, Rotifera, Eurotatoria, Adinetida, Adinetidae. The record is from the annotation of a GenBank genome assembly.